Molecule: messenger RNA, 2481 nt
Organism: Oryzias latipes (Japanese medaka)
Lineage: Eukaryota; Metazoa; Chordata; Actinopteri; Beloniformes; Adrianichthyidae
Source: RefSeq, a predicted model, not a curated record
GAUUUUACAUUCCCCCUCUACUGGGACAGCAUGGCUUCUGGAGAGAAUCUGAAAGAAGUUCUGCUGGACCCACAGUCUGCAGAGUACUGCACAGUACUGAAACGUUUCAGAAAAACAGUAAAAAAGACUGUUUUGAAGAUUGUUCGCGUGCAAAACAUUCAUCUGCGGCGUGCUUAUGAAGCCAAGAGCAAACACAUUUCUGACAAAAACAGGCUGGAAGGUGGAGCAGGAGAAAGACUUCUUUACCACGGGACAAGUCAAGAAAGCCUUGACUCCAUCAAAACAGGAGGAUUCAACCGAAGCUUUUCUGGGAGAAACGCGACCGCCUUUGGUCUUGGAACCUAUUUUGCUGUAGAUGCCAGUUACUCAGCCAACUCAAGAUAUUCUACACCAGCUGCUGAUGGUUUUCAAACCGUGUUUGUGGCCCGAGUUCUGACAGGCGUUUUCACUCAGGGCCGAAGCGACAUGAGAAUGCCUCCACCUCUGAGCAUUGAGGAGCCUCACAACCGAUACGACAGCCUGGUGGACAGAAUAGACAACCCCAGCAUGUUUGUGGUGUUCCAUGAUGACCAAGCCUACCCGGACUACCUCAUCACCUUUAGCUAGUGUUUCAAUUUUCUAUUAGAUUAAAACAUAGCUUGAGAAAUCAGCAGCAGAUGGUUCCAGAUGUAAACGCUAACAACUAUUUAUGCUGCUGUUAAUUACGUGAUUUAUAUGAUUCUUUGUAACAAAGAAUAUCAUUAUCUUAUCAUUUUGCUGCGCUGUUAUCAACAUGUCUCCAGUAACAUUCAAAAUCAUAUUGUCGUUCUGACAACCUGACUCAGUCUCACUUUUAAUCGUCGACUCACGCUUCAGGGGUGAAGAGUCUCACUUUCAUCAAGAGUGUCCAUAAAAGACAGACAAAUCUAUUGUUUCACCCAUCUUACGAGCCUGUGUGUGUGUAAUUGCGCAUACAGGAAACACAUUUGGCAUGGAGGAUAUGUGACAGACAGAGCUUUAGGUGGUGGUUUGUCCCACAUGGUGUUCCAUAGUUAAACAUUCAUGGCCAGCACCUGUCUGUUGAGCUGUGAUUGGCUCACAAGGCUGAUAAAUAGCAGCAGUGGGAGUUCCAUCUAGAUGCUGGUUUCCUGGUUUGGCCUGGGUGGGUGAGCUUGACAUGUGGACCGGUUUUACGAAAGCUUUUAAUCAUUUGAGUCCUUUUACUAAAGUUUUUAAGCAUUUGAGUUUGCAACAUUUUAAAUUCUAUUUAUAUUAACAGGUGGUGGUAUGAGUUCUGACCCUGGGGCAUGAGAGGUAAUAUAAGGGUUUGUAAAACAUGUUUGUCCCAGGGGAGAACUAACUUAUUUUUCUUUUUCCAGCAGAGUUGCCACUGCUGUUUUGCUUAGUGUUUUUAGUCAUUGUUUUUAAUGUUUUAAUCAAGCUUGACACCCUUGCUUUUAUCCAUUUUUAAACUGUUUUGUGCUCAUUUUUAGUAUCUUGGUGUCUGGACCUGGCUGAAGGUGGCUGCCUCCUUCUUUUAUCCUUAUGGUAGCUGGUACUCCUGGUGAGAGUUGGAUCAGAGAUCUCCCUUGGUGGUGUUUGUGGCUACCCGCCAGUGCAGUGGGGCUGAGGCGAUCCAGGAGGCAGCCGCCCACAUGCAGUGUUGGAGUGCGGUCCAACUGUCCGAGUCUAUUUUAACUUUCUCUUUUAUGGAAUUUGUCAAGUUUUUAAUUGUACAUUUUUAACCUUUAUGAAAUACAGUCUCCAUUUGGGGUGCACAUGUAAGAGGACAUACGGUCACAGAUGCAAAGGCACUAGAUGCAACAGGUUUUUCAACAACUUCUGGUAAUGGAAAAACUUGCCCACCCGCCAAGUCAUUUCCAAGAAUGAAUGAAACACCACUAAUUGGUAACCCUGAGCAAAUGGCUACUUUAACACGUCCUGUAACCAGUGGAGAAUGUAAAUGUACUUCAUGUAAUGGCACUCAAAUAACUCAUUUUUAUACCCCAGUCAGAACCACAAGAGGUUUCUUCUGACAAUGGCAAGACUGACUGCAUAAAUGACAAGCACUGGUGUCAAUAGUAACUGGUACUUUAUCUUUGUCCUCCCCAUAUAAAGAUACAUAACCAUGAGAACUAAAUGGUACAAAAUUGGGUUCAACGUCAGUCUCAGGAUUUUGUUUAAUGGAGUUUUUCUCAACCAAAAGAGUUAACAAAACCCACACCAGUAGGAGUCAGUUUGUUGUCAGUUUCUAAGAAUAUGGCAUGUUGCAACCAGAUGUCCAGGCUUAUGACAAUAAAAACAUUGUUGAUUGUCACCAACAGACAUGGACACACCCUCACGCGCUGCUUUUGGAGACGUUUUUUGUUCGUUAUUAGAACUACAAUUUAUUGAUGGAAGGAACAUUUUUGAGUCAAAAUAAACUCAUCUGCCAUGACUGCCGCUUUCAUAAGACCUGUCACCUUCUGUUCAUUUAAAUAAAUGACCAUGUGCUCUGGCAAA